AUGAAUAUAAAUUCACCAUUUAUAUGUUGCGGAGUUUGUUAUAAAGACUAUUUGGAUUUGAAGCAAACUAAAGAACUGUUGUGCUUGACUUCAUGUGCUCAUAUAACUUGUCUGUCACAUCUUAGUUCAUAUUCAAAUGGUCCAGAAGUUUGCCCGAUUUGUCAAUCAGAGAAUAUUACUACAAUUGUUAUUAAUCAAUCUAUUCCAUCAGAUUUAAAAUUAUUUUUUACUCCUGUUACUCAACAAUUAAAUAGUUUAUCAAAUUCUUGUCAACAUCAAUUUAAUACAUUAAUCAAUAAAAUUGAACAUUUAACUCAAUUAAACAAUAGAUUGAAUGAUAAAAUUAGGAAACAAAAAGAAUUUUUGUAUGCAGCAAAGGAAGAAAUCACUCAUUUAAGUAAAUAUAAAUCUCAAGUUGAAGAUUUGAAACAAGAAAUUGAUGAAUUAAAUCAUAAAUUGGAAGAUUUGAAAAGACCUGAAACUUUUGAUUUAACUAAUUUGGAUGAGAUUGAAUAUGGUAGAAAUAACAAUAAUAUCAAUGAUAACAUUAAUGAUAAUAGCUUUUUACAAUCUCCUAUUAAGGAACCAAUAAAAUCCAAACCUUUUGAUUUUGCACUGAAUACAUUCAUAAAUAAAAUCAACCAACAAUCCAUUAAUCAAAAUUUAAACAAAAGUAAUUUUCAUCAACAACAACAACAGAAACCAAUAAGCAAAACAUUAGGCAAUACAAACUCCACAAAAAAUCAAUCAAUUAAUAACCCACUCACCAACAUAAAUAGUAAUCAUCGUAGUACUAACCAAAACGAAAUUCAUAAAAGAUCAUUUUUUGCUGAAUCAACCAAAAUCGGAGAAUUUAAUAAUAAUAAUAAUAAUAAUAAUAAUCAUCCACUUGUUUUUUCAUCUGGUACAACAUCAAUAACAAGUUCAAGAUCAGGUUUUCAAAAAUUUAAUAAUAAAUAUGGUAAAUCAAAUAGAAGAUCAGCAACUAGUCAAUUAGCUUCAAGAUUAACAGCAAAUAUGAGAAUUGGAACUUUAAAUGAUGAUAAAGGCACAAAUAAAAUAAGAAAUAAUAUUGGUAUUGGAUUUCAAAUGGCUAAUACAGGUUCAAAUAUGAUUGGUAAAGGUCCAGUAUUAAAUAAAAUUUUAAAAAGAGCAUCUAGCGGAGCAUCUCAUCAUUUUCAACAUUAA
This is a messenger RNA of Lodderomyces jiufengensis, 1188 nucleotides long. RefSeq names its product SUMO ligase. The coding region runs from base 1 to 1188 and encodes 395 amino acids. Gene Ontology annotation, biological process: reciprocal meiotic recombination; protein sumoylation; homologous chromosome pairing at meiosis. Gene Ontology annotation, cellular component: synaptonemal complex. The transcript has 2 exons. NCBI's taxonomy places the organism in Eukaryota, Fungi, Ascomycota, Pichiomycetes, Serinales, Debaryomycetaceae. Gene Ontology annotation, molecular function: SUMO transferase activity. The record is from RefSeq and is a predicted model, not a curated record.